GUGACGCGCCCGGGGUUUGUUGACAGCGGAGGCGGCGGCGGCGGCUGCGGGCUCCGAGCCUCGGAGCCGGAUCGGGGGAGGGGCCGGGCCCCGGAGCCAGCACCCGGCGGCCCUCGGCCCCGCCCGCAGCCUUCAGGGCCAGGCCCCGGCACCCCCAUGAUCCUGUGAGUGCGGGACUCGCCAUUGCCCCUGGGGGCCCCCCCCACCGUGGAGUGACCUCCCCCAGCCCUCUCCAAGAUGGCGUCCGACACCCCUGAGUCCCUGAUGGCCCUCUGCACCGACUUCUGCCUGCGGAACCUGGACGGCACCCUGGGCUGCCUGCUGGACAAGGGCACCCUGCGGCUGCGCCCUGACAUCUUCCUGCCCAGCGAGAUCUGUGACCGGCUCGUCAAUGAGUACGUGGAGCUGGUCAACGCCGCCUGCAGCUUCGAGCCUCACGAGAGCUUCUUCAGCCUCUUCUCCGACCCCCGCAGCACCCGCCUGAGCCGCCUGCACCUGCGGGAGGACCUGGUGCAGGACCAGGACCUGGAGGCCAUCCGCAAGCAGGACCUGGUGGAGCUGUACCUGACCAACUGCGAGAAGCUGUCGGCCAAGAGCCUGCAGACGCUGCGGAGCUUCGGGCCCACGCUCGUGUCCCUGAGCCUCUAUGGCUGCGCCAACAUCUUCUACGAGGAGGAGAACCCAGGGGGCUGCGAGGACGAGUGUCUGGUGAACCCCACCUGCCAGGUGCUGGUCAAGGACUUCACCUUUGAGGGCUUCAGCCGCCUGCGCUUCCUCAACCUGGGCCGCAUGACCGACGGCGUGCCCGUGGAGCCCCUGCUGCGGCCACUGCGUGCGCUGGCCGCCCUGGACCUGUCGGGCAUCCAGACGAGCGACGCAGCCUUCCUGACCCAGUGGCAGGACAGCCUGGUGUCCCUCGUGCUCUACAACAUGGACCUGUCGGACGAUCACAUCCGUGUCAUUGUCCAGCUGCACAAGCUGCGACACCUGGACAUCUCCCGAGACCGUCUCUCCAGCUACUACAAGUUCAAGCUGACUCGCAAAGUGCUGAGCCUGUUCGUGCAGAAGCUUGGGGACCUCAUAUCACUGGACAUCUCUGGCCACAUGAUCCUGGAGAACUGCAGCAUCUCCAAGAUGGACGAGGAGGGAGGGCAGACCAGCACGGAACCAUCCAAGAGCAGCAUCGCCCCCUUCCGGGCUCUCAAGAGGCCGCUGCAGUUCCUGGGGCUCUUCGAGACCUCCCUGUGCCGCCUCACGCACAUCCCGGCCUACAAGGUGAGUGGGGACAAAAACGAGGAGCAGGUGCUGAACGCCAUCGAGGCCUACACGGAGCACCGGCCCGAGAUCACCUCGCGGGCCAUCAACCUGCUCUUCGACAUCGCGCGCAUCGAGCGCUGCACCCAGCUGCUGCGGGCCCUGAAGCUGGUCAUCACGGCCCUCAAGUGCCACAAGUACGACAAGAACAUCCAGGUGACGGGCAGUGCGGCCCUCUUCUACCUGACCAACUCGGAGUACCGCUCGGAGCAGAGCGUCAGGCUGCGGCGGCAGGUCAUCCAGGUGGUGCUGAAUGGCAUGGAGUCCUACCAGGAGGUGACGGUCCAGCGGAACUGCUGCCUCACCCUGUGCAACUUCAGCAUCCCCGAGGAGCUGGAGUUCCAGUACCGCCGCGUCAACGAACUCCUGCUCAGCAUCCUCAACCCCACGCGGCAGGACGAGUCCAUCCAGCGCAUCGCCGUGCACCUGUGCAAUGCCCUGGUCUGCCAGGUGGACAACGACCACAAGGAGGCUGUGGGCAAGAUGGGCUUUGUGGUGACCAUGCUGAAACUGAUUCAGAAGAAGCUGCUGGAUAAGAUCUGUGACCAGGUGAUGGAGUUCUCUUGGAGCGCCCUCUGGAACAUCACAGACGAGACCCCCGACAAUUGCGAGAUGUUCCUCAAUUUCAAUGGCAUGAAGCUCUUCCUGGACUGCCUGAAGGAGUUCCCAGACAAGCAGGAGCUGCACCGGAACAUGCUGGGUCUCCUGGGCAACGUGGCGGAGGUGCGGGAGCUGCGGCCCCAGCUCAUGACGUCACAGUUCAUCGGGGUCUUCAGCAACCUGCUGGAGAGCAAGGCCGACGGGAUCGAGGUGUCCUACAACGCCUGCGGGGUCCUGUCCCACAUCAUGUUCGACGGGCCCGAGGCCUGGGAGAUCUGCGAGCCGCAGCGCGAGGAGGUGGAGGAGCGCAUGUGGGCGGCCAUCCAGAGCUGGGACAUCAACUCGCGGAGGAAUAUCAAUUACCGGUCCUUUGAGCCCAUCCUGCGCCUCCUCCCGCAGGGCAUCUCGCCUGUGAGCCAGCACUGGGCCACCUGGGCGCUCUACAACCUCGUGUCUGUCUACCCGGACAAGUACUGCCCCCUGCUGGUCAAGGAAUGCGGCCUACCCCUGCUCAGGGACGUGAUCAAGAUGAGCACGGCGCGGCCAGAGACCAAGGAGAUGGCCCGCAAGGUGACGGAGCACUGCAGCAACUUCCAGGAGGAGAGCAUGGACACUUCCAGAUAGAGGGUCUGCCCCGGCCCCCCCGCUGGCCACCACGGCGCUGCCCCAGACCAGGGACACAGGGGACUUUGCACAACUGACGCUUUUCUUUAACUUUAGUGAGAUAUAUAUAUAUUAUAUAUAUAUUAUUUUUUUUUGUUAGGAAGUGUGAAGUUUUGUGUGUACGAAUUCUGUACAAAAAAAACAAAAAACAAAAAAAAAAAAAACAAACGUGACAUUCCCUGAGUCCUCGCAGCUUCCUCGGCUUCGCUCCAGCCCGACUUAAGCCUUCGUCACUGCCUCACGCCCCUUCCCUCCCC
Sorex fumeus (smoky shrew) is the source of this 2834-nucleotide messenger RNA. RefSeq names its product zyg-11 related cell cycle regulator (gene ZER1). The record is from RefSeq and is a predicted model, not a curated record. Gene Ontology annotation, molecular function: protein binding. Bases 238 to 2538 code for a protein of 766 amino acids. The transcript is spliced from 16 exons. Lineage: Eukaryota; Metazoa; Chordata; Mammalia; Eulipotyphla; Soricidae. Gene Ontology annotation, cellular component: Cul2-RING ubiquitin ligase complex.